Molecule: messenger RNA, 1319 nt
Organism: Oryzias latipes (Japanese medaka)
Lineage: Eukaryota; Metazoa; Chordata; Actinopteri; Beloniformes; Adrianichthyidae
Gene: tmem98
Product: transmembrane protein 98
Cellular component (GO): endoplasmic reticulum
Source: RefSeq, a predicted model, not a curated record
UCAGGCCAGCUGCUCUGGAGCGCGUUCACGCAGCAGGUCAGGUCUGGAGAUGUCGGCGCCGUCUCCGCGUUCCAAGCCUGGGAUCCAAAAUUAUUCCGUCUCCUUACGGGAGCCGACUAUGAGGACAAAAUGUUUAGAUGAUCGCCCAUCUCUAAUUUGAGCUCGGACAAUUGGCCCUUCCAGAUUGGACUAAUUUCCUCCUAAGGAGUCGCUGCCGUCUGAGUCACCAUGGAAACGGUGGUUAUUGUGGCUAUUGGGGUGCUUGCAACCAUUUUCCUGGCCUCUUUCGUUGCCCUGGUGGUGGUGUGCCGGCACCGAUACUGCCAUCCGCACGACCUGCUGCACCACUUUGACUCCAAACCCACUCUGGAUUUGAUUGGAGCCAUGGAGACGCAGAGCGAGCCAUCAGAGAUGGAGCUGGAUGAUGUGGUCAUCACCAAUCCUCACAUUGAAGCCAUCCUGGAGAACGAGGACUGGAUAGAGGACGCUUCGGGCUUGGUGUCUCACUGUAUCUCCAUCCUGAAGAUCUGCCACACUUUGACAGAGAAGUUGGUUGCCAUGACGAUGGGCUCAGGGGCUAAAGUCAAAGCACCAGCCAGCUUGAAUGACAUUAUAUCUGUGGCUAAGCGCAUUGGCCCAAGAGUGGACGAUGUGGUCAGAUCCAUGUACCCUCCGCUGGAUCCAAUACUCCUGGAUGCCAGGGCCACUGCUUUGCUCCUUUCAGUCAGCCACCUGGUGCUGGUCACUCGCAACGCCUGUCACAUGUCCGGCAGCAUGGACUGGAUCGACCAGUCCCUGCACGCUGCAGAAGAUCACAUGGAGGUCAUCCGUGAGGCGGCGCUGGCCUCUGAACCAGAACGAUACAUACUUGGAGCUGAUGCUCAGAGAGAACAGUCCAUCUGAAAAAAGCCGGGAAGUCCACUUCAUUUUCUGGUUCAAGAAUUAUAUAAACCCACUUUUUUUUUUAAACUAAUCACUGAGUCAAGAGUAAAAAGGAUGUUCUGAUGCAGACAAUGAGACGGCAAUGCACCCUUAUUCCCACAAAAAGGCAUAAUUUAUUUCAGAGUGCAAACAAUUAUCUUUUACUUAAUUGGGAUGUUGGGUAAUACAUGUCAAUUCAAUGUCACACACUUAUGAAGCUUUGUUACUGAUAUUAUUUGAACAAAAAGGUGCAAUUAAUGUGCCAUCACCCAACUCACAUGAACCUGCAGCACAGUCACAUGAAGGCUUAGUCACAUAAUCCAUUCUGGCAAAAUAACAUGCGGCAGACGGUGAACCCAAAAGGUUUGGCUUGACUCGGCGGAGUAAAACGACACUAG